This is a messenger RNA of Leptomonas pyrrhocoris, 1495 nucleotides long. RefSeq lists its product as hypothetical. Gene Ontology annotation, cellular component: nucleus. Gene Ontology annotation, molecular function: protein binding. The record is from RefSeq and is a predicted model, not a curated record. The coding region runs from base 137 to 1495 and encodes 452 amino acids. The transcript has a single exon. NCBI's taxonomy places the organism in Eukaryota, Euglenozoa, Kinetoplastea, Trypanosomatida, Trypanosomatidae.
AGUGUAUUCCUUUCUAAAUAUAUUUUCCACCUUUAUUUUGUGGAAGCUUCCCUUCAAAGAUUUUUUCUUCUUAUAGAGGAGGAGCGGAAGUUCACGACACCGCUGCUACGAAGUACAAGAAGAAAUCGCAACCAAGAUGGACCCCGCUGUCAAGGCUGCGAAUGAACUCAACGCCAUCUUCGGCCGCCUUGAGGUGCCCUGCGAGGUGUGCGUAACGAGCGAGGCAGGCAAACACAUGAUGGCGACCGCCGACCUCGAUAGAGGCUUUGCCUUGGUGGAAGAGCUGCCGAUUGUGUCGUGGCCGUCCGUCUCUUUCCUCAACCUUCGGCUGCCGUUUUGCUUCCACUGCUUACGACUGGCCACGCAUCAGCUUUCCCCGGCUGACGACGCUGCUGCUGACGGUGUGUCGUUGUCCCCUUCACCGUCACCAUCGUCCGCCUCCACAGCUGCACUUCUGCCAGAAAAGUGGAGUCGCUGCGCGCAGUGUGCCUCGUGCUUUUGCUCCGUGGACUGUCAGCAGGCGUCUGCGCGUACGCACCGACUGCUCUGCUCACCGUUGCCGCAGCUGCGCAGUGAUGCUAACGGUUCCAGUGCCACGGUGGCCUCUGGCAUCUCGGUCGAGGCACUCGCCCGUUGUGUUGCCUGGAUCGCGCAGCGUCUCUCCGUGGUCAUUGAGCAGCAGAAGCUGACCCAUGCGGUACUUCAGGCAGACUACACAGCACAGCGAAGCAGCAGCCACAGCAGUCCCAACGUUGCCUCAGCAGAAGGGAGUGUGCAGACAGCCUGGUCGGCCGACUCCCUCAACUAUCAGCUCUUCACGCAGGUGGUGGCACCGUUUAGCCGCCUCAUCAGUCCUCCCGACUCGGUGCAGUUCGACGGGGUGUCGCUGCCAGCGUGGGGCAGCGCGGUGCGGCUGCUGCUGGCAGAGAAGUGUGUGAAGCUGCUGCUUGUCGCGAGUGGGGCACCGCUGGCAAAGCUGCAACUGUCUCCGUUGCGCUUUGAGACAGAGAUGCACGACGAUCCCUCUUCUUGUUGCUCUUCUUCUGCCCCCUCCGUCUCCCCAUCCGCGUCGCCGCUUUAUUGGGCGGAGGCGCUUGUGCACGUCCUCCUCAGCGCGGACACACUCCGCACAUUGGUGGGGCAGAUGGUGUUGAACGCGCAUGGCGUGAACGACUACGUUUUGCCGGUCUCUGCCGCUGCUCCUGGCAAGUUUGAAUGGGUGUUGAAGGGCGCAGGCCUGUACACUCUCCUAUCUUCCUUUAACCACUCCUGCGAGCCAAACGCAGCCGUCAGCAACGUGGAUGAUACGCAUGAAAUAGCCCUCACAACGACGCGUCCGGUGAAGACGGGCGAGGAGAUCACCAUCACGUACAUUCCAUUGACCGCGUCGGCCACGUUGGCCGAGCGGCGGCAGCUGUUGAAGAGUUACCUCUUCACGUGCCGCUGCUCCCGCUGCGUACGAGAGGAGAAGGCGUGCGCAGUGGAUGUGGUGUAG